AUGGAUACGGAGAAUAUAACCCCCGUCAAAGGGGCCACGGAGCGCCCGGAGUCGUUGGACAAGUUCUCAGAAACACCAGAGCUACAGCAAGAUGGUGUCCAAAUCGCCGACGCAGUCACAACCACAUGGACUCGCAAACAUUUGAUUGUUGCUUAUGCUAGUAUGUGGCUGGUGUAUUUCGUCAACAAUCUCAACAGCAGUCUCACCCUAAAUCUGUCGGCUUAUAUUACGAGUGGCUUUUCGGAGCACUCGCUGUUGACCGUGAUUUCAGUUGUUACUAGCGUCAUGGGUGCUGCGUGUUUGAUGCCCGUCGCCAAAGUCCUGAAUCUUUUUGAUCGAACUGUCGGAUUCGUGAUCAUGCUUUCCAUUGCAAUUAUGGGUUUGAUUAUGAUGGCUGCUUGUAACAACAUUACCACAUACUGUGCUGCACAGGCAUUUUAUACUGUUGGAUUUUCCGGCGCCAUUUUCUGUAUCGACGUGAUAACCUCAGACACCUCGUCGCUUCGUGAUCGAGGUCUUGCCUAUGCUCUCACCUCGUCUCCUAGUAUGAUCACUGCCUUUGCGGGCUCGCCUUUAUCGAACCAAUUCCACGAAACCAACUGGCGAUGGGCGUACGGCACAAUUUGCAUCAUUCUCCCUAUCGCUGCGGCACCCUUGAUUGUGACCUGGGAAUUGGCCAAGAAAAAGGCCGGCAAGAACGGUCAAUUACAAUACAAGGAGAGGACAACACGAACCUUGGGAGAAACCAUUCGGUACUACGUCCUGGAAUUUGAUGUCAUCGGAAUCUUCCUAAUGAUCGCCGGCACGAUUCUUUUCCUGACAUCUUUCAAUAUCGCCGGCAACACUGAAGGCCAAUGGCAAUCGCCCAAAAUCAUUGCUAUGAUGGUUGUUGGAUUCUGUGUUCUCGUGGCAUUCGUCGGUUACGAGCGAUGGCUGGCCCCGAAGCCCUUCAUUCCAUUCCAUCUGAUCCGCGACCGCACUGUCAUUGGCGCAUGUCUCCUGGAUAUCACCUACCAGGUCUCUUAUUACUGCUGGGCCAGUUAUUUCACCUCCUACCUCCAAGUCGUCUACAACACAAGUCUGACGCAGGCCGGUUACAUCAGCGCCAUCUUCGAUUUCAUGGACCCGGUUUGGCUUAUUGGCUGUGGCUUCCUCAUCAGAGCAACUGGUCGCUUCAAGUGGCUUCUCUGCGCCGCCGUGCCUCUCUACCUCCUGGCAAGCGGUCUGAUGAUCUACUUCCGCCAACCCGGUCACAACGUUGGAUAUAUGUGCAUGUGCCAGAUCUUCCUCGCAGUAGGUGGUGGAACAUUCAUUCUGAUCGAGCAGGUUGCUGUUCUUGCUGCGGCCGCCCAUGAAGACUACGCCGCCAUGUUGGCACUUCUCAGCACGUUUGGAUACAUUGGUGGCGCCGUUGGUAGCAGUGUUUCUGGUGCUAUCUGGACAAACACGCUCCCCGCCAAGCUGCGCGCAAACCUGCCAAUCGAAUUGAAGGACCAGUGGGAGGAGAUUUACGAGUCGUUGGACGUCCAGCUUAGUUAUGCGGUUGGUUCGCCUGCUCGCAUUGCUAUCCAGAAUGCCUAUGCAUUCAGUCAGCGAAACAUGAUGAUUGCCGGUACCGCGGUAAUGGGACUGUCCAUUGUCUGGGUGCUCAUGAUGAGAAACAUCAAGGUUGAGUCCGCCAAGGAUCUUUCCAAGGUGCUUUUCUAG
Molecule: messenger RNA, 1707 nt
Organism: Penicillium verrucosum
Lineage: Eukaryota; Fungi; Ascomycota; Eurotiomycetes; Eurotiales; Aspergillaceae
Exons: 4
Coding region: 1-1707 (568 amino acids)
Biological process (GO): transmembrane transport
Molecular function (GO): transmembrane transporter activity
Source: RefSeq, a predicted model, not a curated record